CAGAAGUUAAAAAUCAAGAAAGCAUUGAAAAAAUGAAUGGCUUGCUGCGUCUUUAAUUUUGUCAAUUUCUGUGUUAAUUUGUAUUAUUCUCAAUAAUAUUUAUUUGAUUUUAAUGUUUUUAUUGAUUUUUGCUAGUCUGAUAUGUAACUCACACUUGGAUUCAUGUUCUUUAUGACUGUUUUCAAAUAAUGAGAAAAACUUUGGGUCCUUGAAAGUAGGUUGUUCCUAUUAUAACCUAAGUGAAAAUAAAUUUUAUUCCUUAUUCAUGAGGUAAGAAAAACGUUAUAUUUUGAGGUGUUUUUAAGAAAUAAUAUUUUAAACAACUUUGGAUCAAAAAUUCAUGACUUUUAUUUCUAAAAUUAUUGAAAUGUAGAGAAAGUAAUUUGCAUUUGUCUAGUGUAUUACCUACCAUUACUCCAAUGCUUAAGUAGAACCAGAUUAUCAUUUUACAACUUACUCAAGUAACUUAUAGUAAAUCAGUUAUUUUUUCAUCUCAUAAUAAUAAUGGAAUAAGGGAAAUGUAUCAAUAGAGCUUAUGAAUGCUAUUGCAAAUAUAGUAUUGAUGGCAAACCACCUGAUCUGAAGGCUUGAUCAAAGCCUAUUUUGAUUUUUCAUUAUAAAUAACUUGACCAAAUAUUAAUAAAGUCCUUAUUUAUAUUAAAUUUAUGCUAUAAAAUUGGAGUUUUAAAGUUAUUUUAGAAUUUUAUACUUUCCAAGUAAUGAAAUGGUGUGCACUCAUUUUGUAGUCAAAAAGUAAGCUAUUAUAAUGCCCAAGCUACUCAAUUGAACCUUGCUUAUUGCCACAGGCUAUCACAUUUCGAAUUUGAAGCAACUACGGUAUAUAACAAAUUUUGGUUACUUUAAGAUAAGAUUAUUCAUUUUUCAAUCAAUUAGGAUUUUCUAUGAUUCUAGUACAAACUCUGUGUUUUUCUAAUUUAAGAAUUACAAUGUAACAAAGAUUCAGCUUUUAAAUUCUGUUUCAUGACCAAAAACCUCUGGCCAGCAUGUAGGCUACUCAUUAGCUGACCAGAGGAGAAAUUAUUACCGCUGCGUCACCGCUGACCUGUUGAUGCUGGGUAGGCUGUUGGUAGGCCUAAAUGUUGAUUUAGGCCUUGUUCUAAGGACGGCCUCUGGUCCUGCAAGAACUCCUCGAAAGAGUACAGUGGCUUGGAUGUCGUUACAGUCAUGAAGAUUCCUAGGAAGCUAGUAUUCAGGAAACAUGUGUUUUCCAACGACAACAGUAGCACGUCGACAGAUCAAAAUUCAGCAUCAAGUAGUGGCAACAGCAGUAGUGGGAGUAGCGUCAGAAACAAUUAUCGUGGAAAUGUGGGUGUGAGUAGUAGGAAUGUGGUUAGGAACAAUGUGGUGACUGCAGCUAGCAGAGUGGACGCUCCACAGCAAGUGCCGAUCUGUAUGACAAGUGGCAGCUGCAAUGUCAGAUACCCAAUCUGUGAUAAUGUCGGCACCAGUUCGUCUCCAGGAACAUCGUCGCCAUCGUCAUCAACGUCAUCAUCGCCUUCGGUGGAGAGCGAAUUGUCCAGUGCGUCAUCUUAUUACCGAUGGAAGGUAUGCUUGUGCCGAGGAAUUGCAUAAAACAAGCGGGACCUUUCCUCUUGGGACCAACUCUAGGAAGUUCACCUGUAAAAAGUAUAGUUCAAUGUUUGGCCAGAAAGAAAGACUCUGAUAACUUUUACACAUUGAAGAUUUUGACACUGAAAGGAGAGGAUGAAGAGAAUCAGGAUGAUAGACAAGGAAAGAUGCUUCUUCAUACCGAAUACUCUCUCCUUUCAUUGCUCCACGACCAACCCAAUGUUGUUCACCAUCAUGGAUUUUUCAAGGAUUCUGCAUUGGAAGAACGGAUUGGCGCGAACGGUCGCACCGUCUACACGGGCCGAGUGAAACAGCGACUCUGUCUGGUCCUCGACUGUCUGUCAGCUCACGAUUUCUGCCCGAAAAAUGCCAACCUCAUCAAUCUACAGCAUUAUGUCAUCAGAGAAAAGAAACUAUCCUGGCACGAGUCAAAUGUGAUACUUUACAACACAGCCAAGAUAGUGGAAAGUUUACAUAAGAAAAACAUUGUACAUAGAGAUUUAAAGCUGGGCAAUCUAGUGUUGGACCAGCGCACUCACAAAGUUACCAUCACCAAUUUCUGUCUUGGAAAGCAUCUAGGGAGUGAGAGAGAUCUACUCAAAGACCAACGAGGCUCUCCCGCUUACAUAUCACCUGACGUGUUGUGUGGCAGGCCAUAUGUUGGUAAACCGUCAGAUAUGUGGGCUCUAGGUGUUGUCCUCUUCACCAUGCUCUAUGGACAGUUCCCUUUCUAUGACUCUAGUCCCACACAGCUUUUCCAUAAGAUCAAAGCUGCCGACUAUACAAUUCCAAACGAUGGGAGAGUAAGUGAAUCUACAAAAGAUAUAAUUAGAGGACUCCUUGUGUUGGAUCCUGCAAAGCGGCUUACCGCUUCGGAAGUCGUAGAUUCGUUGUCAGCAAUAAUUGCAACCAAUCGCUAUCUCAAUUCUUCGUUGGUGCCAUUACAGGAAGUACCUGAUAUUGAUGAUAAACUGAAGGAGGAUGAAUCGAGUAAUUAGUUGUCACAAUCCAGUUUGAGGCAUCACAAAGUACAAAAUGGAACAAAAUAUCACGUUCUCCACGCAACCAUUAUCAUUCAAAGGUAGGUUAAACUCUAUUAUCAAUUUACUAGAAUUAUGUUGCUCAUGUUGCCAUUUACAGUAGAUAAAAACCAAUUCAUGAAUAAUUCAU
Messenger RNA from Nilaparvata lugens (brown planthopper), 2760 nucleotides. RefSeq names its product serine/threonine-protein kinase 40. The coding region runs from base 1560 to 2588 and encodes 342 amino acids. Gene Ontology annotation, biological process: protein phosphorylation. Lineage: Eukaryota; Metazoa; Arthropoda; Insecta; Hemiptera; Delphacidae. The transcript has 9 exons. Gene Ontology annotation, molecular function: protein kinase activity; ATP binding. The record is from RefSeq and is a predicted model, not a curated record.